Argiope bruennichi is the source of this 765-nucleotide messenger RNA. RefSeq names its product adult-specific rigid cuticular protein 15.7-like. The coding region runs from base 23 to 628 and encodes 201 amino acids. Lineage: Eukaryota; Metazoa; Arthropoda; Arachnida; Araneae; Araneidae. The transcript has 3 exons. Gene Ontology annotation, cellular component: chitin-based extracellular matrix. Gene Ontology annotation, molecular function: structural constituent of chitin-based larval cuticle. The record is from RefSeq and is a predicted model, not a curated record.
ACUCACCAAGAAGAAAUCUAAAAUGUUCGCUAAGGUCGCUAUCCUUCUCGCAACCGUCGCUGCUGCCCAGGCUUCCGUCUUGUACGGAGGACAUGCCGCUUUGGUCAACACCGGUGUCAGCACCAGCGGACGAUCUCAAGAUGCAUUUGGCAACUACGCUUUCAACUAUGGAAUCCAGGACGGACUAGGUGCCGCCAACUCCCGAGCUGAAGUAGGAGAUGCCCACGGAAACAAGAAGGGAUCCUACACCAUUGCCGACAUCGACGGACGAGCCCGACGAGUUGACUACGUUGCUGAUGCUCUUGGAUUCCGAGCCACCGUCAAGACCAACGAACCCGGAACCGCCGCCAGCGCCCCAGCAGCUGCCCUAGUCGCCAGCCCCUACGCUGGACCCGUUGCCCCAGUCGUCAACCACGUAGCCCCUGCUGCCGCCGUUAUUGGACAUGCUGCCACCUAUGCUGCUCCAUUGGCUGUCGCUGCCCCAGUUGCUUAUGGUGGAGUGAUCGCACACGGUGCCACCCUUGCUGCCCCAGUAGCUUACGGUGGAGUGCUCGGACAUGGUCUUGGUCUUGCAGCUCCUCUUGGACUCGGAUACGGUCUGGGAUAUGGCAAAGCUCUCAUCCAUUAAAACCUAUUUUUAGAGUUUCAAACAAAUGCUAACAAACUAUGAACGACAAAUUUAAUUGAAAAAAUGUAUUUAUUGGUGACAACAUGAGAGAUAUUUGUUUCAUAAUGAAGUGUAAAUAAAAAUGCAUUUUAUUUUUA